This is a messenger RNA of Magallana angulata, 965 nucleotides long. RefSeq names its product elastase-1-like. The record is from RefSeq and is a predicted model, not a curated record. Gene Ontology annotation, molecular function: serine-type endopeptidase activity. Gene Ontology annotation, biological process: proteolysis. Bases 102 to 890 code for a protein of 262 amino acids. The transcript is spliced from 6 exons. Lineage: Eukaryota; Metazoa; Mollusca; Bivalvia; Ostreida; Ostreidae.
UGGAGCUACUAAGGGUGGUUCCCUGUAUCACGAUCUCAACCCCCUAUAUAUAUAAAGAAAGAAUUUUUGGUGAAUUUUGUUUUGUAUCUCAAAUCGACACCAUGAACCCACUGUUGUUUUUACUGAUUGGUAUAGCUUCCGGUCUGCCCAGACACCCGCAGAAUCGGAUCGUGAACGGCGUGGACUCUGGACGAGGGGAGUGGCCGUGGCAGGCCUCCCUCCACUACGAGACAAGCCGAGGCUCCUUCUCUCACAUCUGUGGUGGAUCCCUGAUAAACAACAACUGGGUAGUCACCGCCGCACACUGCGUCGAAUUCGACAAUAACAUGAACAAGUUCCGAAUUGUCCUCGGAGAACACAUUCAGAGUCAGGACCACGGAUCAGAACAAACCAUCAACGUAGCAGAGAUUAUCAUGCACGAGCAAUACAAUGGGGCAGGAAGCGGAAUACCAAACGACAUUGCGCUUAUCCGUCUGGAAGAACCCGCAGACACAUCUCGAGGGGAAAUUGGAACGGUAGCUGUGCCUAGCUCCUCCAAUCAGGAGUUUACUGCCCGAGACACGUGCUUCAUCAGUGGCUGGGGGAAAACUAGUGCCGACGGUGGUGUAGCAGACGUUUUGCAGCACGUGCAGAUUAACGUUUUGACCAAUUCUGACUGCAGUUGGCGAUGGCUUUUCCAGAGCAUUCUUUCCACGCACAUUUGUGUAGGUGGCGGGACUGAAUCUGCGUGUAAUGGUGACUCCGGUGGCCCUCUUGUUUGCCAGAAGAACGGUGAGUGGGUCUUGGCGGGUGUGACGUCAUGGGGUUCCUCCAACUGUCAGAACAUGCCCAAUGUGUACACCCGCGUGUCCAAGUACUUGUCUUGGAUGGACACAAAGAUGGCAAACUGAACAAAUGGGUCACAUUGAAAAAAAUAUCUUUGUCACAUUCUGAAAUAAACAAAAAUAAAAAACCGAACAAGUCGA